AUGACCGCCAGCACCUCAAUCUCCGUCGAUGCCUCGGCCCAUCCCGUCAAGGUCGUCACGGUCUUCCAGUCAUCGACGGCUGAAGUCACGCGCGCGUUGACUCUUCAGCUGCAGGCCGGAAAGAACGUCGUUGAAAUUCUCAAUCUUUCUUCUUUGAUGGACCUCGACUCUCCUCGGGUCCACGGCCUAAGCCAGGGUGUCCGUGUCUUUGACAUCACAUGCUCCAACCGACUCAAGGACGCACCUGGACCCCCCGCGUCGAGACGGGCGGAAGAAUUGAAACGCCUUCACGCCAAGAAGAAGGGGCUCGAAGACGAACGCGGUUUGCUCGUCCAGCAGAGCGAGCUCAUCAACGAGACCGGCGCGGCGAUCGCCAAGAGUGGCAAGGACCAGACAUUCGACCUCCAGUUCGUCGAGAAGCUGACACAACGCAAGCGCGAGAUAUUGAAGGCCACUGCGCUUAUUUCCGAACGACUAGCAGAGGUCGAGCGCGAGCUGUGGACGGUGAAGAACACGGUCAAGGGCGAGACCAUAGCGGUUGUCACUGUCACGCUCAUCGCGCUGCACGAAUGUUUGCUAGCCAUCCAACUGACGUACCUGGUCAGCAAGGUCAGCUGGAUGCCGUACUAUGACCUGUAUGCCACGACGUCUGAAGGCAAGACGUCGUCGGAGAUCUCAAUGGUGUACAGGGCCAGCAUCCGGCAGAGCACCGGCGAAGAUUGGGACGACGUGAAGCUCACGCUCAGCACUGCAAACUCGCAGACGCGAAGCAGCCUCUCCGUUCCGACGAUCGACCGCCUCAAGCUCUCCGCUCUGCGACCCCCACCCGCUCCUGAAUACCGAUCACACGCCCCCAUGGCAAUGAUAGCCCCAAUGUCAAGGAUGCCCGUGGGACGCAAGAAAAUGGCAGUCAUGCCCACCGAACCCGAGUCGCUCCCCGACGUGUCGGUCAUCGACGAAUACGAAGAGGUGCCGGCAACCACACUGGACCGCAGCGCGCUGUCCCUCUCGUACCGCGUCGAAGAGGUGGUGACCAUCGCCAGCGACGGCCUUGCGCACAAGGUCGCCAUCGCACCGCUCACGUUCACCGCGGAGCUGCGCUACGUAUGUGUCCCGAAGAAGACCCCGGCCGCGUUCAUCGAGGCGACCAUCAAGAACACGAGCGAGUACGAGCUCCUCGCGGGUCCCGUCAGCGUCUACAUGGACGACGGGUUCGUGACCAAGACCUCGCUCGGGCUCAUCGGUGUCAAUCAGAGCUUCGAGUGCAUCCUCGGGGUCGACACCGCGCUGCGGAUCACCUUCCAUACCCGGUCUCAGGUGGAACGCGAGGCGGCGCGCAGCUUCGCGGAGCCGUUGAAGACGACCACGCAGACGGUGACGACGACGGUGACGAACAGACACGCGUUCGACGUCGUCGGAUUGGUCGUCCGCGACUCUCUUCCGCUCGGAGACAGCGAGGAGAAGAUCAAAGUGAUGCUCCGGAAGCCAGCGGACCUGGCGCAAGCGCGGGACGGGCAAGAGGUGUCGGUCGCUCUGGAGGGCGAUGUGUCGGCUGUGAAGGUGCGAUGGUCGAAGGUGGAGGAUGGGAAGGGCGGGGAGAAGGACGGGAUGUACGAGUGGGUGUGUAGGGUCGCUGAGGGCAAGAAGGUGGAACUGGAAGCGCAAUGGGAUAUCAAGACGCCUGCGGACCUGCAGUGGGAGGAGAGGGUUGAAGGGAAGUGA
Epithele typhae is the source of this 1722-nucleotide messenger RNA. RefSeq lists its product as uncharacterized. Bases 1 to 1722 code for a protein of 573 amino acids. The transcript is spliced from 4 exons. NCBI's taxonomy places the organism in Eukaryota, Fungi, Basidiomycota, Agaricomycetes, Polyporales, Epitheliaceae. The record is from RefSeq and is a predicted model, not a curated record.